AUUUGCGAACAAAAGGUUCCUUUUUUUCGUACCGUAAUCAUGAUAUAUCAUCAUAUAAUAAGCGUGCUGGUCAACGUAUGCAUUCAACAAAUAAACUCCAUCUUCGUCGCCCCCAUCAUCUAAUCCCCUUUUAAAAUCCUAAUCCCUGAUCAACAUUCUACCUUAGACUUCUCUGUUUUCACACCGGAUCAGAUUUUGAAUCGGCCGGACUGAUGGGGAAAGGAGGCGGCUGUGUUCCCAGCAAGAAUAAACUCACCAAAACCAACUCCAGCAGCCGAUCCAAACCACCUCUGCCGCCAGAAACCAAUGUUUCCGGCGAGCCCAGCUCCACCACCGCCGCAAUCGGCGCCGAAUCUGCCGGGACCUUAAACCCAACCCUUCAGAAUCUGAAAAUCUUCAUCGUAUUCUACUCCAUGUACGGCCACGUGGAGGGCUUGGCGAGAAGAAUGAAGCAGGGAGUGGACGCCGUGGACGGCGUUGAGGCCGUGCUUUACAGAGUCCCUGAGACCCUCUCCGAUGAGGUUCUCAGUCAAAUGCGCGCCCCGGCCAAGGACGGUGAAAUCCCUGUGAUUUCCUCGGCCGCUGAGCUGGCUGCCGCUGACGGGUUGUUGUUUGGUUUUCCGACGAGAUAUGGGUGCAUGGCUGCCCAAAUGAAAGCAUUCUUUGACUCUACGGGGCAGUUAUGGAAGGAGCAGAAGCUUUCCGGAAAACCUGCAGGGUUUUUUGUAAGUACCGGGACUCAAGGAGGUGGACAAGAAACAACUGCUUGGACAGCAAUCACACAGUUAGCACAUCAUGGCAUGCUCUUCGUUCCAAUCGGGUACACAUUUGGGGCUGGUAUGUUCAAAAUGGACUCCAUUCGAGGCGGAUCCCCCUAUGGUGCAGGGGUUUUUGCUGGCGAUGGGUCACGAGAACCUACUGAGACUGAGCUUGCUCUGGCGGAACAUCAGGGAAGGUAUAUGGCUGCUGUUACUAAGAGGCUGGUCCACGGUUGAGAUCUUAGAUUGUUUCCUUCAGAUUUGUUCCUCUUGCUCAGGUGGUGUCCUAUAUACGGUCCAUAUUUAUUAGUUAAUUAAUGACUGCCCAUUAAGAUGCAGAUAUAUUCUUCUUUCUAAAAAAAGAACACAAAAUGUAUAUUUCUCAUCUUUCUUCGGUUUUGUCUAAAAGGUUGUAAUAUGAUUCAUUCUUUUUCGAAGACAUAUUUUGCAGUACAUCAUACAUGUUACUUUUUGAGGUACUUGAUUCUUUUGUGUGAUGAAGUUUUUUUUUGAAG
This is a messenger RNA of Cuscuta europaea, 1273 nucleotides long. The record is from the annotation of a GenBank genome assembly. NCBI's taxonomy places the organism in Eukaryota, Viridiplantae, Streptophyta, Magnoliopsida, Solanales, Convolvulaceae.